AUGGAAUUUCCAGAUGAUUGGGUAUGUGAAUCAUGUGAAGUGAUUUCUCCAAAACCUGAUGAGGAAGAAGACAUAAUGGCAUCCUCUGCUGAUUUAGUUCACCUUGAUGCCAUGCAUCCAGCCGGUCCCAGCAGAGUUCUUGAUGAUUCAGGGUGGCAAGCUCAUUCCAGAAGGCAAAAACCAGUUGAGACUGGAAAAGUUAAAUUUAUUCCAAAUGAAGAAGUCAUCAGGCUAUCGUCAGGAGUUAGAUCUCAGCGAAGUACUUUCGGCUCCAAACCUCGUCAGUUAAAUUUCAUGGCACCUAUCCCCCAAAGGGCUCCUUUUGGGUCUAGAAUUGUGACUCCAAAGUUUCCUAUGUCUGCGAUCAAAGCAAAUCCUAGCAUUAUGUCUUCAAGAACUGUGAACCCUCCUAGAUGUGGCGGGAGUGUCAAAAUGCAAAGCAUAGCAAAGAUUAUUCAGCGAACAUCUCCAAUUUUGAAGGAUUCAAAAGGAGAAACAAAGACUUCCGUAGCUUCUGGAAAUGAGCAUAUUGGGGAGAAGCAAUUAACGGAUGUCUUAGUUGGUGAAACUUCUUAUAAGAAGAUGGAGUCCAAAACAGGAAAGGAGCCACUCACAGUUUCAACAAUGAGGCACUCAUCACCUAUUUCCAGUCCAGAUAGUGAAGAAAGAGAUCCCGUGAAUAUUUUUGAUAGUCUCAAUCUAAAGCCUUCGAAUCUUCCUGCUCGAGAUGGUCCUUGGAAGGGAGGCUUCAUCCUUGAUGCAGCCACACCUGGAGAAUUCAUUGGUGGGUUCCAAGCACGACCUCCAUGUAAGGUCCAUCCUAAAGCCUAUGCAUUUUCACAAAAAAUGCCUCUCAUCCUCAAUGCCAACUGGCUUCCUCGAUCCAGUAUUUGGACUGAUAUCUUCCAAGACGAUGACCCUGUCCUUGAAGAUGUUGCCCUUUACUUUUUCCCUGAUGAAAACAUUGAGAGAUCAAGAGAGAACCAUGCUCGGCUGAUUAACCGCAUGGAGAACCAAGAUUCAAUUAUGCGAAUUUGCUUUGAUGGCAAGGGGGUGCAGUUGCUGAUAUUUACAUCAGGAAGUCUACAGUUAGACUCACGGGUGGCAGACUUCUUAUGGGGAAUCUUUCGUUGUAUAAAAAAGGAUGUUGCUCAUAAUAAGGUACAUGAAGGACUCCCGUCAACGGUCGAUCAAGAAAACGUGGAUGACAAUAAGACUGUGGAUAUGGAAGUUGACAUGGUAGGUGGAAAGAUGGUGGGAAGAGUUGAUAUAGUGGUUCCGAGGGAUUCAAAGGUUAUCUGGAACACUAAAUCAUCAUCAGACAACAUGUGGCUUGCAAAGAACUUGGGAAAAGACGAGGAUAAAAUCCCCCCUGAAACAGAGGAGGAGGAGGAAUCGGCAGGCCCACCAGAGCCUCCUUCCAUUGACCUAAACAUGGCAUUGGCAUGUGCAUGCUCGCUCUUCCAUGUUUUUGCAAUUUCUUGUACACAACAACAGUCAAGGACCCAAAUUUGA
Prunus armeniaca (apricot) is the source of this 1515-nucleotide messenger RNA. NCBI's taxonomy places the organism in Eukaryota, Viridiplantae, Streptophyta, Magnoliopsida, Rosales, Rosaceae. The record is from the annotation of a GenBank genome assembly.